Molecule: messenger RNA, 648 nt
Organism: Ceratitis capitata (Mediterranean fruit fly)
Lineage: Eukaryota; Metazoa; Arthropoda; Insecta; Diptera; Tephritidae
Gene: Pfdn4
Product: probable prefoldin subunit 4
Exons: 3
Coding region: 129-542 (137 amino acids)
Biological process (GO): protein folding
Cellular component (GO): cytoplasm; prefoldin complex
Source: RefSeq, a predicted model, not a curated record
UAUGCACUGAACACACCACAAAUUGACAUUCGAAACUAAAAUUCUAAAAUUCCUUGCAUUGUUUAUAGUUGCAGGUGUGACAAAAAUUCAUUGAAAAAUCUAAUUAUAUUACAAAUUUUAAAGAGAAUAUGGCCGCAAAAGUUUCUUCAAGCAACAAUAAAGUGUUCCAAGCGGAUGAUGUGCACAUCUCCUUUGAGGAUCAACAGAAAAUAAAUCGUUUCGCCAAGCAUAAUGCACGCAUGGAUGAUCUCAAAAUGGAAUUGGAUAUGAAGAAGAACGAUUUGAAGAGUGUCGAGGAAGCUUUAGAUGAAAUCGAACUUUUCGACGAAGAUGAAGAAAUCCCAUUUUUGUUUGGUGAGGUCUUCCUAACACAUAAACUAACGAAAACACAGGAAUUGUUAGCUGAAGUUAAAGAGCAAACAUUAAAAGAAAUCGCCGCAAUUGAAGUUAAAGCAAAUGAGAUAAAAGCUGAAAUGAAUGAAUUGAAAUCUCAUCUAUAUCAAAGAUUUGGUAGCAAUAUAUCACUUGAAAGUGAAGACUAAAUAAUGGCUGGCAAAAAAAAUUAAAUUAAAUAGCAUUUGAAUUUAAACUAAGUUUAAACUUCAUGUUCAUCAUAAUUUAAUAACAAAAGAAUAAGUUAAAUCUAAA